Adineta ricciae is the source of this 1155-nucleotide messenger RNA. Lineage: Eukaryota; Metazoa; Rotifera; Eurotatoria; Adinetida; Adinetidae. The record is from the annotation of a GenBank genome assembly.
AUGUUCUCGAUUAAUGACGAAUACGCAUCGGAUGAUUGUCGGUCAGCAGCCAAGUGCAUUCUUCCAUUUCCAGAUGAAUUUCGUUCGAUUUGUAAUCACUUUUGCAAUAGAACUCGAUGUUUGAAUAUAAUUAUGAACGAAUGUCCACCGAUGUUUAACUUACCGGUCGUUCCAAUUCUUCUCGGGAACGUGUAUUUUGCUUUUGAAAAAACUGAUUUUAACAAGGCAAACAGCACACAUUUCGAACAACCAUAUGUCUGUUACAACAAUUCUCUUUAUGAUCGUUAUUUUCACAGUGAUUCAACCGUGUUCUUUUAUGGAAGAAAAUGUUUCCGUAUAUCCGUUCUAAAUCGAACUUUUUCGACAACGAACAAUAAUACUCUUGACCUGAAAUAUCUGCAACGGAUCUACGAUCAAUUACAAUCAAACAAUCAACAGACAUAUAUCAAGUCGAUGGAAAUUUAUCCUACAUUUCAUUGUUCUGCUGAUCAGCAAAUAUCAAUUGCGGAUGGUCCAUUUCCUCAUGAUGGUGAAUAUAUGUAUUAUUUAUGUAGUCAAGAUAUAAAUCAUAGUCAACCAAGGAAAGAACGUAUUCCGUUUGGAUCGAUUUGUGACAGACAUAUUAAUUUAUUACCGAGAGUUAUUCAUGGACAAGAUGAAACGGAUGAAACUGAAUGUGAUACAUGGCCAUGUAAUAAUUUACAUACUCAUUGUGAUGGAUUUUGGAAUUGUUUAGAUGGAGAUGAUGAAAUUCGUUGUGACAAAUCAUUUGUAUCAACUCGUUUGUCUAUUGAAUACAAAUGUAUUACAGUUCAUACAAAGCAAAUCGUAUGUUUAUCUCCUGAUAGAGUAAAUGAUGGUCAAAUUGAUUGUCUCGGUGCUAUCGAUGAACCAACAAUUUGUCAAAAAAACUCUUUUUAUUGUACAAAAGAUCAUUUCGGAAUAUGUAUCGACAUCACAAAUUUAUGUGACAACUGGAAUAUUUCUUCGAUUCAACGACUUUGUCCAGAAUUGAAUUUUCUUUCGAAUAAUAUCAGAUCGAUUGCAUUUCAAGAAAGUAUUCAAACACAUCGAUGUCAAUUGGUAAGAAAUUCCUAUGUACUGACAUUCACAGUUUUGAAUGUUGACAAAUUGUAUCUGCACAAUUUUGGUUAA